Engraulis encrasicolus (European anchovy) is the source of this 759-nucleotide messenger RNA. RefSeq names its product cysteine and glycine-rich protein 3 (cardiac LIM protein) (gene csrp3). Gene Ontology annotation, cellular component: cytoplasm; Z disc; nucleus. NCBI's taxonomy places the organism in Eukaryota, Metazoa, Chordata, Actinopteri, Clupeiformes, Engraulidae. The record is from RefSeq and is a predicted model, not a curated record. Bases 89 to 664 code for a protein of 191 amino acids. Gene Ontology annotation, molecular function: actinin binding; structural constituent of muscle. The transcript is spliced from 6 exons. Gene Ontology annotation, biological process: sarcomere organization; muscle tissue development; cardiac muscle contraction.
GUGCCAUAUCAACUAUCCUGUGGUGGCUAGAGUUAAGCACCUAAGAACUAAUAUGGUCAGUUUGAGACAGACAUCCUGACUUUGAAGGAUGCCAAACUUUGGAGGGGGCACCAAGUGUGCUGCCUGUGAGAAGACGGUGUACCACGCUGAGGAGAUCCAGUGCAAUGGAAGGAGUUUCCACAAAACCUGUUUCAUUUGUAUGGCCUGCAGGAAAGGCCUAGACAGCACCACGGUGGCAGCGCACGAAUCGGAGAUCUACUGCAAGUCAUGCUACGGCAAGAAGUAUGGGCCAAAAGGCUACGGAUACGGCCAGGGAGCUGGAGCGUUAAGCUCCGAUCCCGUCGACCCAAGCCUGAGAAACCACUCUCAAAGCACUCAGCCAUCGUCCACCAGCUCUCCAAAGUCCAGCAAGUUUGCCCAAAAAUUUGGCAGCACUGACCGCUGUCCUCGAUGCUCGAAAGCUGUUUAUGCUGCAGAAAAGGUUAUGAGUGCUGGAAAGCCUUGGCACAAGACCUGCUUCCGCUGCGCCAAGUGUGGCAAGAGCCUGGAGUCUACAAACGUCACAGACAACGAUGGAGAACUGUACUGCAAAGCGUGCUAUGCAAAAAACUUUGGCCCAAAAGGAUUGAGGGGGAGUGUGGCAGUCGCAGAGGAACCGUACUGAGAGUCUCCUUUUCUCCAUGUUUGCAAAUGUAAGAUGCCAAUGUGUUUAUGUAUCGAAGAAGACCAUUUUGAAUGACAGUGCCAAAUAAAACAAGG